UGCUUGCACCGCUCCGGCACUCAACUGCAUCUCCAUCAGUCUCAACAAACACACAUACCCACUCGGACAAGCAUGAACCAUGUCCGACAAGACAGCGUCUAAGACAACGCUCCUCGACCUGCCCGUUGACCUGCUCGUGCUCAUCUUCCCUUACCUCGAUGCACGAAGCUUCCUCAGUCUGACCUCAACAUGCACCGCACUCCACACACCCGACUUCACUCAUGACAGCACCUACUGGUCCGCCCUGGUCCGACGCGACUUCCGUGUACCAAACCAACCCGUUGUCGAGAACGAUGGCCAGCGCUGGCACAAACUGUACAAGCGAUUGCGUACCCAGAGCAAGGCUUAUACUUGGGGAAACAACGAGAAAGGAUGCCUUGGCCAUGCCGCUGCGCAGCCGCCAACUGGGUUCCGUGGGACAGCUGGACAUGCGUUGAUACGACAUGGUAGGAGGCAGGCCCGUAAGGCUGGUUAUCCGGGCGAGAUGCAAGGCCUGGAGAAUCUGGGGGUUAUUGCGGACAUGCAGUGUGGCGGGUGGUCGACGACGUUGUUGACUGCAAAGGGUGCACUUUAUACUGUUGGCGUGCUGGAUGGACUCGCUUUCAGCCAGAGACCGCCUCAUCAACAAAUGGCACGCGACACACCUACACCAUUGAGUUUUCCCCCAGGUUAUCCGCAGCCGCAAGAUGAUCGGUAUGAGCCUACCACUGCUGUAAAGGGUUUCUCUUCCGGGAGAGCUCAUGUUCUGGCACUGAGCGAUUCAGGCAAAAUUUGGAGCUGGCAGAACGCUGCUCACCCUGGCUUACACGUCAAAUUCGUACACCACGAAACGAAGGAGUACGUGAAGAAGACAGAGAAAGGUGCUGUAAGAAAAGUCGUGGCAGGCUGGAACAAAAGCGCUGCCUUAGUUACCGGCACGGGCAUCGUCUUGUGGGAGCCCUUAGAGCUCGAGCCCGAUCAAAAUGCUGUCGCAGAUGCUGUUCUCGUUCUCGAAACAUGCGCUGUACCAAACACGGCGUCCACACACGUGGAAGACGAAGAGAAUAGCAUUGGAGAUGUCCUGAACUUCAUCAUCCUCGAGGACACCAUUGUGUUCAACACCACAGCUGGGAAAGCAUAUGCUGCUCUGAUGAGAUGGUCACCGCAAUCGCAAACAGUGUCUAACCCAAUCGAGCUACCUCUACCCAAACUGAAAGACGGAGCAGACGAUGUGGUCAGCGAUGUUCAAGGAUCAUUUCGCAAUUUCGCCGUCUUCACCAAAUCCGGAGCUGUCCUCACCUCUACGCAGGACGACAUUAUGCCCUUGCUUCAAAACGUUCCCGGCGUACGGCAUACUUUUAAGCGCAUCCCGGCGCUUCAAAACAAGCAAGUAAUCUCUCUGGCAUUUGGUGAUUACCAUUUUCAUGCACUGCACGCUCCCGGCUACAUCACAUCCUAUGGGUCUGAGCCGCAGUUGUGCGGUGCCCUAGGCAUUGGUGGAUAUGGAGUACCAGAAAGUCGACUCCGUGGUAUUCGUAACCAAGCUCUAGGAGGCGAUGGCAGACUCGUGCCGCAUGCUUAUACUGAAGGCCGUCGGAUCUGGUUCGAAGAGGAGAAGCGUAAGUGGGCGCAAUUUCUGACAAGUGGGGGCGUCGAUCAGCAGGAAGCUGCAGAACGUGUCCGUAUGGCCAUCGGCUCGCCGCAUGUUGCUGCCCAAGGAGAAGUCAGCGAGUGGAUCGAGCAGGAAGCGCGUGACUGGGAGACUAAGUUUGGCAUCAGAGACGAGGACGAUGAUGGCCUGGGAGCCUACUUCGUGCUCAAUGUCACCGCGGCGGGAUGGCACAGCGGUGCUCUCGUGCUAGUCAACGAGUCCAUGGUUGGGAAACUGCGAAAAGCGGUCGAAGUUCCGGAUCAUUUGACUGCCGGCAAAGAGAUGGAUGAAGCAGGUCCCAGUGAGAUUGCGAAUCCGACGCAGGCCAGCACUGGGCAGGAUGAUAACGGUGAGUCUUCUUCAACAUGGACAGAUGUAGCAGCGGACUGGGGCCGUUAUUUCCUGGGUCUUGCGCCGUACAACGUGUCUUCGAAUACGUACGAUCCCAACGCACCCCAUCUCCGGCAUGCACCAACGGCUACACAGAGCAUUGCAGCCCGACACCAGUUGCCACAGAGGCUGGAUUAUGGAGCAUCUCCUCGAGAGGGCUACCACUACAUCUGGGCAGACGACCACUUCCCGCGCCUACGACUGAGCGAUGGUACAGAGAUGCCCGGAGACAUUGAAUUCCACGAGUGGCGGUAUGGUAGGCCAGAAUGGAAUCUCGAUUGGGAGAAUCCGCAAGGUGACGACUGAGACUUGAUGAUUCGAAUGGAAAACGCAAACACCUAGAGUACGAACACCUAUUUCCGCCCGACUACGACAUGAUGAGCAUGAUGAAGGUUACGAAUUACGGAGCUACGGGCAUACUGCUGGACUUAAGGUACAUGCAGCAAUCUGCAUACCGAAAGGAGCCUAGCGUCGAAGGACGUGAAUCCUUCGAGGGCUGAGGAAUUGAACCAGAAGCUACCUCCUACGAAGUGAGGAGUAAUGCUUGCCGAUCAUGGCAACUAAUGCUGGAUGCAGUAUGCAGAUAGCUGAAGUAAUGUUACACUGCUCCUCUUCCCUG
This is a messenger RNA of Cercospora beticola, 2639 nucleotides long. RefSeq names its product SCF ubiquitin ligase complex subunit SAF1 (gene SAF1). Gene Ontology annotation, cellular component: cytoplasm. Gene Ontology annotation, molecular function: protein binding; guanyl-nucleotide exchange factor activity. Lineage: Eukaryota; Fungi; Ascomycota; Dothideomycetes; Mycosphaerellales; Mycosphaerellaceae. The record is from RefSeq and is a predicted model, not a curated record.